Archocentrus centrarchus (flier cichlid) is the source of this 2114-nucleotide messenger RNA. Its product is annotated as peroxisomal N(1)-acetyl-spermine/spermidine oxidase-like. Gene Ontology annotation, molecular function: polyamine oxidase activity. Lineage: Eukaryota; Metazoa; Chordata; Actinopteri; Cichliformes; Cichlidae. Gene Ontology annotation, biological process: spermidine catabolic process. The coding region runs from base 45 to 1550 and encodes 501 amino acids. The transcript is spliced from 10 exons. The record is from RefSeq and is a predicted model, not a curated record.
UUUCCCUUCUAGAGGAAGUGCAGGGUUACCCGCUGUUGGUCACCAUGGGUGGACGGAGAGAUGCGAAAGUAGUAAUAAUAGGAUGCGGGAUAGCGGGUAUAGCAGCGGCACAGAAACUGGUAAAAGCUGGGUUUCAUCAUGUGCGGAUUCUCGAAGCGACAGCAAGAAGCGGAGGACGAAUAAAAACGGGGAGGCUGGGUAAUAAUAUUGUCGAGAUAGGCGCAAACUGGAUCCACGGGCCGUCCGAGGAGAACCCGGUGUUUUGUCUGGCCCGUCAGUACGGGCUUUUGGAUCCAGAAGCCCUCACCCCGGAGAACCAGGCCAUGGAUAUAGGAGGGCAUGUUCCCUGGAUUCCUAGAUUCUUCAGCAGUGCAGGUCGAGAGCUGAAGGCUGAGGACAUAUAUCCCGCUCAGGAAUUGUUUGUGGAGCUGAUGAAUGAAAGUUCUGAAUUUCAGAGUCAAAGAGGAGAACCCUGGCCCAGCGUGGGAGAUUUCAUACGGACGCAGGUACAACAACAUGCAGCAGAGAAAUGGAAAGAUGCUGAUGCAGCUACCAGAUCUCUGCGACUCUGUGUGAUCAGUAGCAUGUUGAAGGUCGAGUGCUGCAUCAAUGGGGCUCAUAGCAUGGAUGAGAUCGGCCUGGGGGCCUUUGGUCUAUACAAGACUCUACCUGGACUGGACUGUACAUUCCCAGGUGGCUAUGAAGGUCUAAUCCAGAACUUGAUGGCAGAACUCCCCACUGCUUUAGUGGCCUACAAUAAGCCUGUGCGCUGUGUCAACUGGAACAACACAAAGAACGCAGACCCUGUGACGGUCGAGUGCGAUGAUGGCCAGAGGCUCGUUGCUGAUCAUGUUAUAGUCACAGUACCUCUCGGAUAUUUAAAGAAGCACCACUCAACCCUGUUCCAUCCUCCUCUCCCUCUGCACAAGCUGCACUCCGUCCAGAGGCUGGGUUUUGGAACAAACAAUAAAAUAUUUGUGGAGUUUGAGUCACCGUGGUGGGAUGCCGACUGUGAAGGAAUCUUCUUGGUGUGGGAAGAUGAGGAUGCUUUGGUGGACCAGGUGCCAGAUCUACAGAGAUCCUGGAUAAAGAAGUUGUUUGGCUUCAGCGUACUCAAACCCACUGAAAGAUAUGGCCACGUUCUCUGUGGCUGGAUUGCUGGGCAUGAGUCAGAGUAUAUGGAGACACUGUCUGAACAGGAGGUCACACAUGCCGUCACACAGCUCAUCCGCAGGUUUACAGGGAACCCUAUCAUCACACCGAGGAGAAUCCUGCGCUCCCAGUGGUUUCACGACCCAUGGACGUGCGGAUCUUACAGUUACCUUGGAAAAGGCUGUUCCGAGCAGGACUUGGACAACUUGAUGGAGCCCCUCCCAGCAAGAGGAUCAAAAUCACAACCCCUGCAGGUGUUGUUUGCUGGAGAGGCAACGCAUCCUUUCUUCUUCUCGACCGUCCAUGGAGCUCUUCUCACCGGGUGGAGAGAAGCCGAUAGACUCAUCUCUCACUACUCGUCUGUUAGUUCUUCUGAGCUUCCCAAACCAAAGCUUUAAAAAAAAAUUAUCUUUGCCAAAAAAAAAAUAAUAAAGCUCAAAUUUACUGUAAUCUGAAGCUUUCCUUCACACGUGAUGUGAGGUAAUUUAUUUUCAAAUUAUGAUAUCAGAGUGGAUAUGAAGGAUUGUGUGGAAGCUGCUGACCUUAGGAUGUUUAAUGCAUUCACUGGUACUGUGAACCAGGACAGUCAGUUCACGUGGUUUAUAGUAUCAUGGGGUGAUGAUAUGAAUAAUGGUCAUGGAUACAUAUAUUUACAUAUGUACUGAUGGACAGGCCUUUUAGUAAACCUUCACUAAAAACACAGUAAUCAAUAAUGCACAUGUUGUAAUCCUUUUUGUAAAUCAGUACUUAUCAGAAUUAAUAUUGACUAUACAACUUAAAAAUUUCAGGACUGACUGAAUUCCACAGUUUAUAACUUUCCUCUUUUACUGAUUGUUGUUUUUGUACUGAUUUUAAUUAACUGUAAAUUACACUGUAAUUUUUAUGAGCUUUUUGUGAUUGUAUAUAUUUAGGCUGAAGAACAUAAAUAUUGAACAAAAUAAUAAAACUUUUUGUUGAAAUUA